Molecule: messenger RNA, 1998 nt
Organism: Scedosporium apiospermum
Lineage: Eukaryota; Fungi; Ascomycota; Sordariomycetes; Microascales; Microascaceae
Product: Protein phosphatase 2A regulatory B subunit
Exons: 5
Coding region: 1-1998 (665 amino acids)
Biological process (GO): signal transduction
Cellular component (GO): protein phosphatase type 2A complex
Molecular function (GO): protein phosphatase regulator activity
Source: RefSeq, a predicted model, not a curated record
AUGAAGCGGUUCAGCCAGAAAGUUCUCUCUCGCGGGAAGGACCCUAAUAAGUCCUCCAAGAAGAACAAAGAACCGAAAGACGGAACGGCCUCUCCGGCAUCUUCUAGAGACUCGAAUCAAUCCCCAGUCCAGACACCCUCUUCCUCGACCUCGACACUCAAUGAUAUCCGAAAUAAGCCUCUGCCGCCCAGUAACGCCGGCUUCAGGCCCGGCGACCACAACGCUGCGAAUCAGCAGGCGCCGCAAUUGCCUGCCCUAGGAGUUCAGUCCAGUCCCGAUAGACUCGCCGGGUCUGCUGCGACAAAUGGUCAGGGCACUCCUUCCCGGCAUGGCGCUUUGCCUCCUACCGUCAUCGUCAGCCCCUCACCGAUGCAGCAUAUCCCUCCCCCUGGCGCGACGGAAACUCUCCCUGGUGAUCUAGCCCCUCCCAAGGCCGGCAAAUCUCUCAUGUUCGAUCGAAUCCAUCAAAUGACGCCCAAGGACGUAGUGCCAGAAGGCCUCAGGACUCCUAAGCGACAGCAUUCCUCUCGGUUCGAGAUCUCCCCCCAUCGCGAAUUAGAGAAGUUGCCCGGUUUCCACGACGUGCCGCCCAAUCGCCGCCAGGAACUGUUCAUGCAGAAGAUUGAGCAGUGCAAUGUUAUCUUUGAUUUCAACGACGCCAGCGCCGAUAUGAAAUCAAAGGAGAUCAAGAGACUUGCACUUCACGAGCUCCUAGAUUACGUGGCCAACAAUCGCCAGGUCAUCGUCGAGCCCAUGUAUCCCAAGGUGGUGGAGAUGUUUGCCAAAAACCUCUUCCGUCCUAUCCCUCCCCCGGUUAACCCCCAGGGCGAGGCGUUUGACCCCGAAGAAGACGAGCCUGUCCUCGAGGUUGCUUGGCCUCAUAUCCAGGUCGUGUACGAAUUUUUCCUUCGAUUCAUCGAGAGCCAAGACUUCAACACCAACAUCGCCAAGGCCUACAUUGACCACAGCUUCGUGUUGCAAUUGCUUGAGCUCUUCGACUCGGAGGACCCGCGCGAGAGAGAUUUCCUCAAGACGACGCUGCACCGCAUCUACGGAAAGUUCCUGAAUUUGCGGUCCUUUAUUCGAAAAUCCAUCAACAACGUGUUCUUCCAGUUUACGUACGAGACGGAGAGGUUCAAUGGUAUUGCUGAAUUGCUCGAGAUUCUCGGAUCUAUUAUCAAUGGAUUCGCCCUGCCGCUGAAAGAGGAGCACAAGACCUUCCUCACCCGUGUUCUCCUCCCUCUCCACAAGGUCAAGAGUCUCAGCAUGUACCACCCUCAGCUUGCCUACUGUAUUGUGCAGUUCCUUGAGAAGGACGCUUCCCUUACCGAAGAGGUCGUUCUUGGACUGCUCCGCUACUGGCCCAAAGUCAAUAGUACGAAGGAAGUCAUGUUCCUUAAUGAGGUUGAGGAUAUUUUCGAAGUCAUGGACCCGGCCGAAUUCGCCAAAGUUCAAGAACCCUUGUUCCACCAGUUGGCCAAGUCCGUCGCGAGUCCCCAUUUCCAAGUCGCCGAACGCGCGCUCUACUUCUGGAACAAUGAGUAUUUCUGCAACCUCGUGAGCGACAACGUCGAGAUCAUUCUCCCGAUCAUGUUCGCUCCGUUGUAUGAAAAUUCUAAAGGACACUGGAAUAGGACAAUUCAUGGAAUGGUGUAUAACGCUAUGAAGCUCUUUAUGGAAAUCAACCCGCAACUCUUCGAUGACUGUUCCCACGAGUACACCGAGCAACAGAACUCUGCGGCAGCGCGCGAAAGCAUGAGACAAAGGAAGUGGCAGGCGAUUACCGACCAAGCCAACCAGCGGAGGCUGCUCAUGAACGGGACGAACGGGCGGGGUCAUUCCGGCUCGCUAUCCCGAGGCGGCGAAGUUGACCCGGCCACUGAAGACAACCAGAAGCGACUAGACUCGUUGAAGUUGCAGGACGGAGACCGUAGAGAGCGUCUCCCCGCCCUCCACGAGAGGCACCCAUCGGCGGGCUCCUCGCGGAGCGGGCGAUGA